Messenger RNA from Echinostoma caproni, 855 nucleotides. The record is from the annotation of a GenBank genome assembly. Lineage: Eukaryota; Metazoa; Platyhelminthes; Trematoda; Plagiorchiida; Echinostomatidae.
CUGCAUAAACUCCCUGAUGUCCGCUAUGAAUUGGCCCACUGUUUGUGUUGGAUCGCCCGUGCCGCGGACGGGGCGCACUAUCUUCACAACUGUUGUCAACCAGCCAUUGUGCAUGGGGAUUUGAAACCGGCCAAUAUGCUACUGUUUAACGCUGGCCUGAAUCUGAAGCUGACCGAUUUUGGCUCCGCUCGAUCACUGGACUCGGGUGAAUCUCGUCGCCCGGGCACCCUAAUCUAUACUGCGCCGGAAAUCUCGUGCGUACGUGAAGGUAUGGCACUGGAAUAUACGGAAAAGAGUGAUGUCUAUUCGUUGGCUAUCUCCCUCUGGGAAGUCCUGGCCCGUCAGCGACCGUAUGCGAAUUCAACGAGAAGGUGCAAAUUUUCCAUCUUCUGGGAUCUAUAUCGCCGACGUCCGACUCCGUUGCGCGAAUGUCCUCCGUUGUUAUCCAAACUACUCGAACAAGGUUGGAAUGAAGAUCCACUAAAACGACCAACCAUGUGCCAAAUCUCUGCUGUGUUAGACGGGAUUGUUGAUUUGAUUCCUCAACUGAAACACAGCCUCCAGCCAUUGAAUAUCCCUUCGGAGUUGCCCCAGGAUGACGACGACUUGUCCAUGGGAAAUAAAUCGGAUGUAGACAAUGGGAACUCUGCAUUUGUUCACGAGCCAUCCCCUUCUGCUUGUACAACGAUCGAUCAACCAGGUGACUUACCUAUUUCGGAUCUUCGUUCCGAUGAGCAGUUGGAACCGAUGCCAAUCGAGUGUCUGAAUCUCAAUUCGUCGGACGAGGCAAGACCGAAACGACCGGGGAAAACUGACGAACCUCUGAGUAUUUUGUGCAACUGGGACGGGGAAUGA